This is a messenger RNA of Petromyzon marinus (sea lamprey), 737 nucleotides long. RefSeq names its product centrosomal protein 20 (gene CEP20). Lineage: Eukaryota; Metazoa; Chordata; Hyperoartia; Petromyzontiformes; Petromyzontidae. Gene Ontology annotation, cellular component: centrosome; ciliary basal body; motile cilium. The record is from RefSeq and is a predicted model, not a curated record. Gene Ontology annotation, molecular function: protein binding. Gene Ontology annotation, biological process: microtubule anchoring; cilium assembly.
UCCGGCGACCCGUUACCCCGCCUCCUCGGGACGUCACGCGCGACCUUCGACCCCGGGCGGCGCGACUUUCGUCUUUCAAAUGGCGACCGUGGAGGAGUUGAGGAGCGCGGUGCGAGAAUCUCUGGAGCGGCGGGGCGUGCUGGCCGCGACCAGGGCCCGCUUGCGCGCGGAGGUGUUCACGAGCCUCGCGGAGCCUGAGACUGCGCGACCACCGCUGCCGCAUGAGAACCUCCUGCUCAACGAGCUCAUCCAUGAGUAUCUGAGCUACAACCAGUACAACUACACGGCCGGAGUGCUCGUCACCGAGGCAGGACAGCCAGAUACAAGACUGGAACGUGACUUUCUUGCACGGGAGCUGCAUGUGCUGGAGGAGCCAUCUGCACGCUCUGUCCCCCUGCUGUAUGGCAUGUUGGCUCAUUUUAUGUCACGGGGGGCAGGGGUCAAUGCAUCACAAGCUGUGCCCAUGCCAGGAGGCUCAAGGGGUUUGCAAAGGUCUCCCUCUCCAAGCCGAGUCCCACAAAAAAUAGCUACUGCUGGGGACACAGGUGUGGAGGAGCCUGCAAUGACACAGUUUGUGGUUCGUGGAGGUUACAGGUGAUGAGGGCUACUGUCCCCCGUAUGAAGUUCAUAUGUGUUGAAUGAAUAAAACAUUUUUGUACGUGCAUUAACAGUACAAUUCAAUGUCAGUGUAUUACAAAAUAAGUACAAUAAAAUUGAUAUUUAAUAAGGAAACCUCA